This is a messenger RNA of Xenopus laevis (African clawed frog), 6315 nucleotides long. RefSeq names its product RUN and SH3 domain containing 2 L homeolog (gene rusc2.L). Lineage: Eukaryota; Metazoa; Chordata; Amphibia; Anura; Pipidae. Bases 221 to 4804 code for a protein of 1527 amino acids. The transcript has 12 exons. The record is from RefSeq and is a predicted model, not a curated record.
GCACUCCCUCCCUGUCUCUGGUCCCAGCCUUGUGUGUGUGAGUCUGUGGGCGAGUGCUGACGUCAGAGCAGCUGCACUGGUACAGGGAUGUGAUGGGCACAAUGUGCCAGGGAAUGUGAUGGGCACAGAGGAGACGUGAUACCCGCAGUGGAAGGUGGGGCACUAUAAGGACCCCCUUUUCAUCUCUUGCUGAUUUACCAAUGUGCUGAAGAAGCCACUGAUGAUGGAUAGCCCACCCAAGCUUGCUGGAGAAACUCUGAUUGUGCACCACAUACCCCUGGUGCAUUGCCAAGUUCCUGAUAGAAAGUGUUGCCCAACUUCUAAGAGAUCUCACUCCUAUGGCAACAAUGACCUUGGCCUUACCAGAACCACCUCCCUCCCAGAAAGGGACCUCUCUCAAGCCGACUCUUUGGUGUACAGCAGCAUAAUUCAAGCUUCGAAACCUACUGUUAUUGAAACGGGAAUCAAGAAAGAGGAGGAUUGGCAAGGACCUAGUACUAGAAAACGGCACAACCCAUUCCUACCCAGUGAGGAAGAGGAGGAAGUUAUAGUCGGCGGAGGUGCAGCAGAGAAAUCAUUCCACCUUCACAAUGCUUCCAGUGUCCCUAAAUCAUGUUUCCAUUUCAAGGAACCAGCUCUGCCACCAUUCCACCUCCAUGACACUGCACCCAUUGUGAAGCCUUGGAUGGUGAAUUGUAGGUCAGGGCUGGUGGAUGGACAAGAGAAGACCUCACCUGAUGACAUACAGAAAGGGAGCAAUGGCAACCAAGGUCCAUCAGAACUCAUCACUGAAGAACAUGUAUGGAAUCAGCAUACUGUACCCACCUACACUCUGGACUGGAACCAGAGCUCAGAUUUAGGAAACCAAGAUCUCCUGCAGAGCCGAGAAUGUAGUUGCAAUGGUUCAGACACAUUAAGGCACUGUAGGUGUUACAGUGCUUCCAGUCAGUCAGAAAUGGACCAGCAGGUGAGUUACGUCAGCGACUCCUCGUGCAAUAGUUCUGAUGGCAUUCUGGUUAACUUCAGCACCUUGUAUAACAAGAUGAAUGGACAACCCAGGUCCAACCUUAAUUCUGGAAGCCUCUCCUGUGACUCCUCGUUUUGUAGCCACCCAGACACAGGAGCUUUUUAUCUUGACCUGCAAACAUCGCCCACAGAAUCCAAAAUGUCAUGUGACUCACACCUCCAUGACUGCUCUGGAAAGCAAUGUGGGUGUCACCACCACCACCCAUCUUCUCCAGUACUGGAUGCCAACUGCAAUUCCUACCAUUUAAACUGCGACUUAAGGGAGUGUCCUGGGGAAAACUCUGAUCUGACCUCUUGCUUUCAGAGUCAAGCUCGGCUAGUGGUGGCCACUCAGAAUUAUUAUAAGCUUGUUACUUGUGAUUUGUCAUCUCAGUCCUCUCCAAGCCCAGCAGGAUCCUCCAUCACUAGCUGCUCAGAUGAGCAAACUAAAGGCAGCCCAGUUCAGCCCACAGAAUAUUUCCUCUUCCAACAAUCAGACACAAAUCUAGAUACGAAUGAACCUAAAGGGCCCAUAGAACGUUCCAAGUCAGACAUCAUUGAAGGACAGGUCUAUGUGAAUGUGUCACCUCCAAAUUUCACCACUGGUCGCCAGCGUUCACGCAGUUAUGAUCGUAGCUUGGAUAAGAGUCAGAGUACACGUCUAGGGUCGCUGGAGCGCAUGUUAAGCUGCCCAGUUAAACUAAGUGAGGGUCAAGUUGGCCAAGCCCAAAGUUCAUCUCCUAAAAGGGUGACUUCCUUUAUGGAGUUAGCCAAGACCAGAAAGAAGAAUGGCAUCAGCCCGCCUCUGAGAACCAGCGGGGAUUCAUCUUUGGAAUUUUCCCCUAUUACAGAGUUCCACCAUGAUGGCAAUGGGAUUACAGAGCAUGGAGAAUUCCGUAGUCAGAGCCUCCCACCCAUGUCCUUCUUGCACUGUCGGAGUCGGACCUGUGAGGGGUGCACAGGUGAUACCAGGGAAGCUAAAGCCACAAAUUCCAACCAAAUGACUGCAGCCAUCCAAACAUCAGGGACUUGUGACAGAGACACCAAUCAGGAAUUGCUCUGCAGUGGGAUGGACCCAGGUGGAUCUGGUCUGAGCUUCCUACAGUUGGACCUCAGAGCCAAGGCAGAUGGAAUCGGUGCAGAGGCCAAGCCAGUUUUUCGCUACAGCAAGGACCAGCGUCCCACCACGUUACCAAUCCAACCAUUUGUUUUCCAGCACCACUUUAGCAAACCAAAGGCGCGCCCCCUGCACAGUCAUUUUACUUCAAGCCUGUCCCAACUCUAUGGUCUGUCCAGUGGAAGAUCAUCAAACCAGCAGAUGGCCUCGGACUCUUCAGCCCCUGGGACAUUGAUCAGUCAGACAGAACCCAGGGUAAUAAGUGUACAAGGGAAACACAGCCAGGAUGGAUGGACAAACAAAGAACAUACCAAGAAACCGGCUCCUGAUUCUACUCGCCCUUCUCCAUUGGGCAGCUACUCUCCAAUCAGGAACAAUGCCAUAUUUUUUCAGAGCAUGGACUCUGGUUCCUCAAGUUCUCCUUCUCCAGAGAAAGCCAAGGAGACUCAGCCACCUCGAAGCCGCUCUUGCCCAAUGUCAGCCAAUCUUCUCCCUUUUAGAGCAUCACCUGCUCGAGGGACUACCCUACCCGGAGCUGCCGAGCCCUCCCAAAAAUAUGAAGUCUCCCCCAAAGUGGAGGUUCAGAGGACAGCUGUUAAGAGGGAGCCAUUGAAAGAACCCAGCACGCUAGUUUCCAAACAUGGUCUUCAACCCAUCACCUCUUUACCUUUGCUGAACACAAUUCUCCACGAGGGGAGCCAGGCGAUAUCCACAAAGAAGGAUGAUGAGAAUGGACCAAGAAGUGCUGAGAAUAUUGUCGUGUCCCGAGCAGUAAAUGCCAAUCACCUGUCCCCGCAGGCGCUGAAAUGGAGGGAUUAUAGGCGCAGGAACCCUCUGGGCCUUGAUCGGGUGCAUGGCUUGGCCGGGCUGUCUGGGAGUCUGGAUAGAAGGCAGGAGAACAAGAUAACUCGCAGGGGCAAUUUCUUCGACUUCCCCAGCAGUAUCCAUGGUAACAGCCUCCACUUACGGCUAAAUGGAAAACCUUCUGCACUCAUCUCCAGUGACUUCUUCCCAGAUUAUUUCUCCAUGACGGAGCGGCCUCCAGCUGAGUUCUGCUUGUCCCCCGACGGGGGCACUGAAUCUCUGUCCAUCGACCUGAUGCAGAAAAGAGGGCUGGUAAAGGCUGUAAAUAUUGCGGUCGAUCUGAUCGUGGCCCACUUUGGAACUAGCCGAGACCCAGGAGUAAAGGCCAAGCUUGGGAACAGCUCAGUGAGCCCUAACAUUGGACACUUAAUCCUCAAGUACUUGUGCCCCGCGGUGAGGGACAUUCUGAGUGAUGGCCUGAAGCCCUGGGUAUUAGAUGUGAUUGUUGGUCAGAGACGAAACUUGCCCUGGACUGUGGUGGAAGCCUCAACGCAGCUCGGUCCUUCCACCAAACUCCUGCACAGCUUAUGCUGCAAAGUCAAUCAGUACUCAGAACUGUCCAGCCACAACCUGCGCUUCAAUGCCUUCAUCUUCGGUCUCCUCAACAUUCGAUCCGUCGAGUUCUGGUUUAACCACUUAUAUAACCAUGAAGACAUCAUCUUCUCUCACUAUGAGCCAGUUGGUUUCUUGUCAGUGUCCCACGGUGUUUGCCAAAUGUUAUUUGAGGAGCUGCUGCUACUUCUCCAGCCUCUGUCCCUGCUUCCCUUUGAUUUGGACCUCCUGUUUGAGCACCACCUGGUGCAGAUGGGUCGGGAGCAGCAGAAGAAGAAAGAGAUGCUAAAGGUAAAGCAGGACUUGCUGCAGUCAGUUCACUCAACAUUACAGCUCAUGAGGAGCAGUGAGGAGGAAGAGCAAGGAAACCAUGAGAAGAAGACCACUGAAAAUGAAGUCUGUGAUGUUCUGGGGUCAGAGAGGCCAACAGGGGAGGGGGCUGCAUCAGUAGAGUUGGAGCAGAAGAAGGAUGCCAAUGUUGAAAUGAAAAAAGACAAACAGGCCGGGUGGUGGUACCAACUGAUGCAGAGUUCCCAGGUUUAUAUAGAAAGUUCAUCUGACACCGCAAGGUUCACUCGCCAGGAAAGACGAAAGACAGGCACUGUUGGAACACCUAAAAAAGUUCCACCACCUCGGGAAGGUGUGGUGGAGGGUGCAGAGUCAUGUCCAAGCUUGGAGGUGAUGAAAGAGGAAAAACCUUCCAAGAAAGAACAAGAGGUUAAGCAAAAGGAAGAGAAGAAGUCUUGGAUGGGGAGCCCUCCUGAGUCUGUAUUAAAUGAACUGAAAGGUGGAAAGGAGAAGGAGAAUCAAACUCCACAGAGACACUCAGGGGGCGGAGCCCAAGGGGCCACAGCAAAGGAAAACAUUGCCCCAGUGCAGAGCAGUCCGGUUAGGAAAUGGGGACAUCUUUUUGGAUCCAGGAGAUCACAGGGAGAGGGCAAGCAGGCAAACAGGAUGCCCUCGGGCUGGCUGAACCUGGAUAAGUCUGUCCUCCAAAUCGUUGCACAGACUGUGAGUGCUGGAAUCUGGGGAGAAGCCGUUUCAGAGAAAGGCGAAAUCGUAUCAGAAAUGGCGGCAUCACCGGCUUCACCAUGCUCCCAGAAUUCUCGGAAGGAGAAACCUCUAUUCCAUCAGACGGAGUUUGGGCACCGCACCUUCAACUUUGCCUACACUUCACAAUCUGACCAGCUCCGCUGCACCUCGGCAAGUCAGAAUGGGCUGAUGCCCUUAAAAUACGUUUCUCGCCCUGACCCCGUGGACUCUUAACUAGGUGUGAGGUACCAUGUUGGGGUUCAGCUGUACAGAGGCUCAUGGAGUAACGCUGGGCUCCUUUUGUUUCAUUAGUGGAACAGAGCUGUUAUCCAAUCAGAACUUUCUUUCUUUUCCUCUGAGAGGCAAGAAGAGACAAUAAUCAUCAGACAAGUGUGGGGUAGAUAGCAUUAACGCAGUAUUCUUCUUCCUGAGUCCAAACCAACGUGCACGUGUGCUAGCCGUGGUAUUGACGUGAGCUGUGCAUGCCGAUAACUUAGAAGAAAAGACUCAGUGACCUCCACCCUGACACAUAACGUUAUGGGAUACCUAACUUACCCGCCCAGCUUCCUUCAGCAUCUCCCCGCCCACCACUGGGGCAUAUGUGUCUAGCACUUAUAUUCUGAGCAGCUUUUCCCUAACGAUUUAUGGAAUAGUGUAAGGUUUGUUAUCAUCCAACAUUCAACCAUCUGUCACCGUUUAAUAUUCAAUUCCCACAAGGACAUGCGAAAAGAUGAGACUUCUCGUAAAUGACACCCUGCACCAAAAAAAGAUGUCACUUCCUGCCCAGGUAGAACAUGAUAUGUCACUUCCUGCACCUUGAGAGCAUGUGACUUCUUGCCCCCAGGAAAACAUGUGAUUUCCUGCUCAGAGAGAACAUGUGACUUCCUGCACUGGGAAAGCUGGACUUGUAGCACCAUGAAAGCAUGUGAGCAGGCGAUUGAGUGACGGCUUGCAGACUACUGAGUAGAAAGCGAUUUUGGUUGCACCCUUAUUACUGCUUAAUAUUCCAUGGAAUAGGCUUUUAAAGGAUUAGGAACGGCAAUGGAGCAUGAAUCAUUGUGCUCAAAGAACAUUCCUUCUCUCUUCUCUGUAUCUGUACAUAUAUGAAGGAGGCGAAGCUGCGCAAUUGCACCACAGUACCUAUAUGUAUGAAUAUAAGAGAGCAGGGAAGGAAUGUCAUUGAGGCCAUUGAGUUGAGGAGCUACAAGGACAUGAAACAUGGCUAAAGUUUGGUGUAGGUUAUAGAUGUGGAGGGAUCAUUAGUCAGAACCAGCUGAAUGUAUAUCUCUAUCCUGAGUUGGUUAUUGAACUGUUUCUGAGGGUUGAAGGUUCUGGCUUAGUGAGAAGAUGAGAUAUAUCACUAGUUCUGGAAUCCUGUUGGUUUUGUUGGGCCAAGAGCCAAGAGACCCAUCAGACUGAGAUGAUAAUGUUUGGUCUCCCAGUUCAUGGGGGGGGGGUUGCAGAAAAGUAUGUUAUUGGUUCUGAUAAGGAAGAAAAGAGUCAGCCGGGGGGGCCUAGUGAAUAUGAGUUGGUUUUUAAGUUUGUGGUUUAAAUGGUUAUAAGACUAGAUGUUUUUGAAUCAGAUGGUGAGAGUUGCAAUAUGGUCACAGGCUGUUUUAUUGGGAUUUUAUCAUCAUUUAUUACCCUGCAUUUUAACCCCAACUUCUAUUGAAAAAGAAACCAUAACAGUAUUUAAUUUUAUGUUUUUCAUGACUAGAACUUCAAACUCUUCCCUUCAGCCAUAA